Molecule: messenger RNA, 5401 nt
Organism: Mya arenaria
Lineage: Eukaryota; Metazoa; Mollusca; Bivalvia; Myida; Myidae
Product: receptor-type tyrosine-protein phosphatase epsilon-like
Exons: 21
Coding region: 1963-4494 (843 amino acids)
Biological process (GO): protein dephosphorylation
Molecular function (GO): protein tyrosine phosphatase activity
Source: RefSeq, a predicted model, not a curated record
AAAAAAAUCAUUUUUGGAGACACGGACUAGUGUAAACCAACACUUAAGCGCAAUGUAUGCGUGUGUUAUUAUCUUUAUACUUGUGCGAGUUGUCUCUGCUCAGUUGUGUUCCGAGUGCCAGUGUUGUGCUAACGGCCGACUUACAAAUUGUGAAAACGGCUACUGUAAUAACGGAUGUAAAGACGGGUAUUAUGGAGACAACUGUAUAUACAAAUGUAGAGAUCAGAAUUGUCUUAUAUGUGAUCGGGUCAAUGGCAAUUAUUGCUCAAAAUGUAUUACCGGAUAUUACUUUAAUAAUGAGUAUUGCAUUGAAUGUGGAACUCAUUGUUCUUCCUGUGAAGCAACCGGGUGUCAGUCCUGCCAGAACGGAUACUAUGGCAAUAAUUGUCAAUGGAGCUGCGCUGCACAUUGCACAACCUGUAAAAACUGGAAUGAUUAUUGCCAAUCCUGUGAACCCGAAUAUUAUUUGCAAAAUAAUUAUUGCCGUGAAUGUGGAACUCAAUGUUCUUCAUGUGACAUAAACGGGUGUCAGUCGUGCAAUAAUGGAUAUUUUGGAAAUACCUGUCAAUGGAGAUGCGCUGCACAUUGUACAUCUUGUCAAAAAUCGGAUGGUUAUUGCAAUUCCUGUGAGUCCGGAUACUAUUUGAAGAAUAACCAUUGUUAUAAUUGUGGAACUCAUUGUUCUCUAUGUGAAACAAACGGGUGUCAGUCUUGCAUGGAUGGAUACUUUGGAAAUACUUGUGAAAGGAGAUGCGCUGCACAUUGUGUGUCUUGUAGAAGAUCGGAUGGUUAUUGCAAUUCCUGUAAGUCCGGUUACUAUUUGGAAAAUAAUUAUUGUUUUAAUUGUGAAAGUCAUUGUGCGUCCUGCGAGUCAACCGUUUGUAAAGCUUGUUUUGACGGAUACUGGGGAAGUACAUGUGAAUAUCGCUGUGGCCAUCACUGCUCAUCAUGUAACCAAAGAAACGGGGUGUGUAUAUCUUGUGAGGAUGGGUACUGGGGAAGUCCAUGUACGACUUGUGGAUCUCAGUGUAGAGUAUGCAAUCAGUCAAGCGGAUGUUUGGAGUGUAAUUCUGGAUACAAAUGUGGCAAAUACAAGUGCCAUGAUUGCAAAGAAUGUCGAAAAGGUUAUUUCAAGCAUGACAGCUAUUGUCAUGAAUGUAAAUACAAACUAGACGGAUGCACAUGCACUAGCUAUGGAGAAUGCAGCGGAUGUAUAGAAGGAUAUUUCCUUAACCCCGUGUUUUGUGCCGAAUGUCUUGAUCCAUGUACCUCCUGUAUAAACCAUUCUAUGUGUACCUCCUGUAUUCCUGGGCGAUUUGGACAGACCUGUCAGCAUGGGUGUUCUCAGUAUUGCAAAAACGGGAUUUGUGAGGAAGAAAAUGCUAGAUGUCGGUGUUACCCGAACUACAAAGGGGAAAUGUGUGACCAGUGUGAAGAUGGACGAUAUGGAGACAAUUGCGAUGAGCUUUGUUCACCUUGGUGUGAAUUUGGUACGUGUAUAAAAGACACUGGCUUCUGCCCCUGCAAACCUGGAAGAUAUGGCAAUAAAUGCCAAUCAACUUGUCCAACAGGAUGUUUAAAUGAUAUCUGCAACCGAUCAGAUGGGUCUUGUCACAGUUGCAAGAAAGGAUAUGUUGGAGACCGCCGCAACAUAACCUGUCCAUCAUUAUGCAAUUUUUGUGACCAGUUUGGUGUUUGUACAGAGUGCAAACCAGGUUAUACAAAUGAACAAAACCAGUGUACAUGUAAAAGAGAUAUAUGUGUGAAUCAGUUAGAUUGCAAAUCGUGUACAAAUACAUCUUUCUUUGCAAAUGGUGGUGACUGUUGCUUAUGCAGUCUUGAUAAUUGUGUUUCCUGUUCGAUGGCUUUAGACACCGUUAUAUGCAAGAUUUGCAAAGACGGAUAUUAUCCAAGCAUUAAUGGAGAGUGUGAGCUUUGCAAAUCACAAUGCGUCAAUAAUGAAUGCGAUACGUCUUCGGGAGAUGUUAUCAAGGAUGCACAAAUGGAUACUGGAAUAAAACCUGUGACAAAUCGUGUGAUCCAGAAUGUGUAUCUUGCAGUCAAUCAGAUGGAGCGUGUACACAUUGCAAGAAUAAUACCAAAUAUGGACCUACCUGUAGCAUGGAAUGCAGCACUAACUGUAAAAAUUCAAUGUGUGUCAUUAAUGGAGAUUGCACAAAUGGAUGCAUUAUAAACAAGUUUGGAAAACAAUGUGAACAAACAUGUGAGAAUUAUUGUACGCAAAAGAAAAACAGAACAGUUUGUUCUGAAAAGACAGGAAUAUGCUUGUAUGGCUGCGAAAAGGGUGACAAGGGAUCAUUUUGUCCUUCGGCACAAGCAAAACAACAAAUGUCAACUGCAUCACUUGGUGGGGGAGUUGGAGGUGGAGUUGUUGCUCUUGCUGCCAUUGUGGUCGUUGGAUUGAUUUUGCUUCGAAGCAGAAGAGGCAAUUUGAGCAACAAAAGUGAGCGACCUGAAAAAGAGCAUGAUAACUCUUCCGCGUUAUACGCAACGGUGAACAAAGGAAGUGCACAAUAUGCCAAUGAAGAUACCGUAAAUCUCCACUCUGUCACCAAUAUUGAAAACACCAAUUAUCAGAGUCCAUCACCGAAGAGUUCUGACAAGGAAAAUACGCGUAUUUUUUCUGAUGACAAUCUUGAAAUCGAAGAUGAUGUUUCUGCACGGGAAAUCAUAAACAUGUUUGAGAAUAAAGAUGGUGUUUAUUACAACAAUACAAGAACAAUCAGCAAAUUCAAACUGACUGUUGUCGAACUACCUGAUUAUGUACAAAACAUAUGUAUAAAGGAUCUUGAAGAAGAAUUUCAGAAAGUACCGUACGGUCUCGUGAAACCGUAUGAAGUUUCGCAAACGAAGCUAAACAUGCACAGAAACAGAUACAAAGGAAUAUAUCCGUAUGAUGAUACGCGUGUUUUAGUACGCGGAGGAGACACAGACUAUAUCAAUGCAAGCUAUAUAGACGGUUUCAGGAAACGAAAUGCAUACAUAGCUACUUUGGGUCCAAUGGCUAAACAGCUGGGCGAUUACGGUCAAUUCUGGCGAAUGGUCUGGCAACAAAAAGUGGAGAAGAUUGUCAUGUUGACCAACUUGGUUGAGAGUUUGAAAACCAAAUGUGAGCAAUAUUGGCCUGAUCAUGGUCAGAGAAAACUAUAUGGCGAUAUAGAAGUUGUGUGCAAGGUUAACAAAAUGUACGCAGAUUUCAUUUGGAGACAGCUAACGAUUUCCAAGGGUAAAAAGAAUUCAGAAGAAAGAAAUCUGCAUCACCUUCAGUUCACAGCGUGGCCAGACAAGGACAUUCCUGAUAACGUCACAUCAAUUAUACAGUUUAGACAGAAAGUGAACGCAUUGCCGAGUACCUUUGUUGGACCAGUGAUAGUGCAUUGCAGUGCGGGUGUAGGAAGAACGGGCACCUACAUAGCUCUGGACAUACUAACUAACGAGGGUGAGGCAGAAGGAGCUAUAGAUAUCCCUGGAUGUGUUCUCAAUAUGAGACAGAACAGACCAAGCAUGAUUCAGACUUUGAGUCAAUACAAGUAUCUACACGAAGCUUUGGUCCAUUCAUUGACACUUGAUUGCUCGUUGAUAAAAAGAGAACACUUCCAUGAAUAUAUGAGUAUGAUGUCCAGCAAACAGGUGAUACAGAAGCAGUUUGAGAAAAUGCAAUUGAACCAGGAGCAAAAGUCGGAUCAGGAACUACAGGCUAUGGAAAGGAAUCGGCUUCUGGCAAAACAAAACAGGAAACACGCAGAUAUACCAGGUGAUAGAAACAGACCACGUCUUCAUCUGUUUUUGAAAACAGGCGAAUCUGAUUACAUCAAUGCGAUCUACAUCAACAGUUACAAAACAAAAAACCGUUUCUUGGUCGCACAGACACCACUGCCUGACACAGUUUCCGAUUUCAUUACACUUGCUGUUCAAGAAAAGUGUUCAUGUAUUGUUAGUAUGGAGACACAGGGGAUUGGCUUAUACGUUCCUGAUGACAAUAUAUCGAUGAAGAAAGGUCUGGUUUCCAUACUUUCCACCAGAGAUCAAAGUACCAAACAUUUUGUUAAAAGAACGUUGCAUUUCGAACACGACAUAAAAACCAAGUCGGAGUUCAGAAUAUCACACUAUGAAUAUCCGGACUGGGAUAGAAGUCACAAUACUCCGAGGUCGGCAGAACACUUUGUUGCCUUCAUCAAAGAGGUUGAAUACGCAUCCGAAUCAUCUCACAUGAACGGACCGAUACUUGUGCAUUGUAUGAACGGUGCUGGAAAGAGCGGCCUUUUAUGUGUUGUCUUGACAUUACUUGAAACACUGAGUGAAGAUAAUGAAGUCAGUGUGGUUAAUGCGGUGAGGAAAGUCAGGGCUAGACGACCGCUUUCCAUUCCAAAUAAGGAACAGUUUUACUUUUGCUACGAGUGUGUUCUUCAAUCCUUGAAUGCAACAGAUAACGAUGUGUAUUACAACACAAGUGGGGAUGUCCAUAGGGAAUGAACACAGCUGAACAAUUUGAAACAAUGACACUUGGUGUGUUGCCCUUGACACGAGCAUCAUAGAUAAAUAUGACAAGAUCAGCUACACUAUUCAUAAUUUGCAGACAUGGGGACACUUGCAAACGUAACAUGAUUGCAGUUAUGCAUAACCGUUAUCACAUACUUUAGCAAACGCUAGCAUUUUAUCUGUCAGUCAAAACAGUGUGUUGUAAAAAAACACUCUUAUUUUUGCAUAAUUAAUACUAUGAGUUGUACCAUUCUGCAAAGUGUUUUAUUUAAUCAGAACUAUAUCCCAUAGAGAAGGCUUAAUAUGCAAACUUACCGUGCAAUAGGUAACAUUUGAUAAGAUACACCGAUAUCUCAAUAUUUGCACAGCUCUACCUGUACAGAAAGCUUGCCGAUAUAAUACAGAAAAAUACUACAACGAACCCUCGUGAUUGAAACGUUCAUAACUGGCGCUUCGCACGCGUUGUGAAUAAUUUUGGUCGUGAAGCUGAUGUAGUGGAUGCAGUACAUAUUGCUUUAAUGUUUAAUGAAUGCAUUGUACAUUAAACGUAUCAUGUUAUUUAAUAUAUAUGCAAAUGUGUUUACGUCAUUGCAAUUAAACUGCUUUAUUUCAUUUUUAUAAUAAUACCUGUAUUUAAACUUCUAAUGUUUUUGCAUUGAUAAAUGUUCCAAAGUAAAGAUGAUAUACACGUUAUAGUACAGUUUUAUGGACUAUUUUCAUCUGAGUUUUUCGGAUGGGCAUUAUUAUUGCUUCACAGUAUAUGUUAUGUUUUAUUUUGGUUAUAUUUUAAUUUAAAACAGGUUUCUGAUAUUCUAUGUUUCUAUCAAUUUGCAUUAGCCUUGAACAUGCAUUUCUAUUAAUACUAUACAGUUUAUUCAUAAAUAUCUGCAUUAUUAUUGAU